This is a messenger RNA of Capsicum annuum, 848 nucleotides long. RefSeq lists its product as uncharacterized. Bases 18 to 848 code for a protein of 276 amino acids. The transcript is spliced from 4 exons. Lineage: Eukaryota; Viridiplantae; Streptophyta; Magnoliopsida; Solanales; Solanaceae. The record is from RefSeq and is a predicted model, not a curated record.
UUUUGUUAAAUGAGAAAAUGGGGGUCCAAGAUUUUGAUAGAUUAAGAGUUGAAAUUAAGUGGAAGGGAUCAUCAAAGGGUAUUUCAUUGAAUUUGGGGUCAUUUAAUAGGAGAAGUGUAAAGAAUAAUUUUACUAAAGAAGAGUGUUUGAAGGAAGAUGAAGGGAUUGUUGAAUGGAAUGAGAAGUUUCUGAGUGUUUGUAAAUUUUCAGGUUGGAAAGAUGGUGUUUUUCAGCCUUGGGAAGUUGUCUUUACUGUGAUCAAUGGUACAAGCAAAGGACCAAAUCAGAAGGUACCCUUAUUUUCUUCUGCGACAUUGAAUCUUGCAGACUUUGCUUCACUAGUGCUCAACCUUAUGGAAUUGAGAAAUACUCACGAAGCUUCAGAGACAUUUCUGAAGUUUAUCAUGUCUGCUCCAGUAUCUCCGAACCCUGGAAAGGCUUUGUUUACAAACAGAAAUGGGGGUAGUUCUUUAAAAGCAGAUUCACUUGAUGAGGAUUCGAUAGGAGAAUCUGAGGAAGAAAAAAAGGAUACAAGUGUUCAGAAGUCAUUCAGUUAUGAAGCACUCGUCUAUGCAAACCAUGCUGGUGGAUCAUUUUGUUCAAAUACAAGCGGUAGCAGCAGUGACGAGGAUUUAUUCCACUACAGCCAUCAUAUUUCAGACACAAAGCACAAGUACCCUAAGGAUAAAACUGUAGCAAAUCAAUCUACAGAGAAGAGUUCAAAACAUAGUCUUCUUUCUUGGAGGAAGAAGAAGUUGAGUUUCAAAUAUCCUAAAACCAAGGGGGAGCCAUUGUUGAAGAAACAUUAUGGAGAGGAUAGUGCAGACGAUAUAGGCUUUGAUCGCUGA